This is a messenger RNA of Vigna unguiculata (cowpea), 2976 nucleotides long. Its product is annotated as seed linoleate 9S-lipoxygenase-like. NCBI's taxonomy places the organism in Eukaryota, Viridiplantae, Streptophyta, Magnoliopsida, Fabales, Fabaceae. Gene Ontology annotation, biological process: lipid oxidation. The record is from RefSeq and is a predicted model, not a curated record. Gene Ontology annotation, molecular function: protein binding; oxidoreductase activity, acting on single donors with incorporation of molecular oxygen, incorporation of two atoms of oxygen; metal ion binding.
UAUCAAGCUCAUAAGAAAUUAUAUAUCCUUCCUAUAGCAAUGAGUCUGAUAGUGGAAAAGAUGGAUGCAAUAGUGGAAAGGAGGAAGUUGGUGAAGGGGAAGGUGGUGUUGAUCCGAAAGAGUGUGGUUCAAACCAUGAGCACUGUGAACGGUCUCUUUGCCACUGGCAAAAACAUCAUUCACUCAUCACUCCAAUUUGAUAUCACUAAAUCUGUGUCUUUCAAGUUGAUUAGUCGUACCAAGUCAUACAAUCUACUAAAUGUGGCUGGGAAAGUUGGAAAGGAAACCUAUCUGGAAAACAAUGUUUCUGUGUUACGAACCUUGGGAGAGAGACCGGAGGAAUUUGAUAUCUAUUUUGAAUGGGAUGAUAAAGAUAUGGGUAUUCCAGGAGCAUUUUACGUAAAAAACCUAAUGGAUGACGAGUUCCUCCUUGUUAGUGUGACUCUUGAAUAUCCACCUCAAACAAGUGUGACUCAUGAGCACAACCAGAAAAAUAUUCACGACCAGAACCAUAUUCUCGACCAGAACCUUAUCCUCGACCAGAACCUUAUCCUCGACCAUAUUCACGACCAGAAACAUAUUCACUUUGACUGUAACUCCUGGGUUCACAACCAUAAGUGUUACAAAACGGAUCGCAUUUUCUUUGCGAACAUUCCAUAUCUUCCUGGUAAGUCACCAGUGCAAUUACGAGUGUACAGAGAAGAAGAGUUGAAGAAUUUAAGAGGAGAUGGAACUGGAAAGCGUGAAAAAUGGGACAGGAUUUAUGAUUAUGAUGUCUAUAAUGAUCUGGGCUUUCUUGACAGCGAUGCACAACAAGACCAUCCAAUUCUUGGAGGCCUCAAAUAUCCCUACCCUCGUAGGGUUAGGACUGGGAGAAACCUCAUCCACAAUAAAAAAAAUGAUGGUAGCUACGAGGAACCAGGCGAGAGUUAUUAUGUGCCAAGAGAUGAAAAUUUCAGUCAGGAGAAGGUUAAGGAAUUCCUUCAAUUAGGAACGAAAACUAUAGCUGGAAGAAUCGAACCCUUGCUCCUUUCUUUAUAUUUGAAGAACACAUCAAAUGAAUUUAAUGGCAUCGAAGAACUGCAGAAAAUGUAUGAAGGUGGAGUUGAUCUGCCUCUAUCUAUCACUGCCAACGGUACUCCGAGUGUCAUUGCCUUCCCACCACCCCAUCUAAUUAAAGAAAGCAAGUUUGCAUGGAUGACCGAUGAAGAGUUUGCAAGAGAGAUGAUUGCCGGUGUAAACCCUGCUGUAAUUCGCCUUCUUAAAAAGGAGGAGCUCGCAUGGCCAAGGAAGAUAGUUUGCAGUUGUAUCCAACCCAGUACAGUGACAAAAGAAACGUUGGAGAUUAACAUGGAUGGGGUUAAAUUAGAUGAGGCAUUUGCUGAUAGGAGAUUGUUUAUAUUGGAUUACUCUGACGUAUUCAUGCCGUAUCUGUCGAAGAUAAACAACCUUCCUUAUGCAAAGGCUUAUGCCACCAGGACAUUCUUGUUCUUGAAAGAUGAUGGGACAUUGAAACCCCUUGCGAUUCAAUUAAGCAAGCCACUUCGAUGUGGAUGUGGUUCUUCGAAUACCGAGAGCACAGUGGUGCUGCCUGCAGACAAGGGUGUAGAAAGUACAAUUUGGCAAUUGGCCAAAGCUCAUGUUACUGUAAAUGACACCAACUAUCAUCAGCUCAUAAGCCACUGGUUAAAUACUCAUGCAGUGAUUGAGCCAUUUGCAAUAGCAACACACAGGAAUCUCAGUGUACUUCACCCCAUUUAUAAACUCCUGCAUCCUCACUUCCGUGACACCAUAAAUAUCAAUUCACUUGCUAGGAAAUCCCUAAUUAAUGCGGGUAGCAUUAUAGAGCAAACUUUUUUGGCAGGGCCCUAUUCAAUGGAGAUGUCUUCUGCUGUAUACAAGAAUUGGGUUUUCACUGACCAAGCUUUACCAAAGGAUCUCAUCAAAAGAGGAUUGGCGGUUGAGGAUAUCACUGCACCUCAUGGCCUUAGCCUGGCGAUAGAGGAUUAUCCUUAUGCUGUUGAUGGACUAGAAAUAUGGAGUGCUACUAAGAAGUGGGUGCAAGGGUAUGUUUCUCUGUACUAUUCAGAAGAGGGGGCAGUUGAAGGAGAUAGGGAAUUGCAAGCAUGGUGGAAGGAAGUUGUGGAGAAGGGUCACGGUGACUUAAAAGGACAAUGGCCUAAAAUGCAGAGUCCUAAAGAUGUGGUUGAAACUUGCACUACCAUUAUAUGGAUUGCUUCAGCUCUUCAUGCCGCUGUUAAUUUUGGACAGUAUCCUUAUGGAGGUUAUAUCAUGAACCGUCCUACGCAAAGCCGAAGAUGGAUCCCAAAACCAGGAACUCAAGAGUAUGAAGAGAUGACCAACAAUCCUCAUGAAGCUUUUCUGAAAACAAUUACUCCAAAGUACCAGACUGUUAUGGAUCUUACAGUGAUGGAGUUACUAUCAACGCAUGCUUCAGACGAGGUGUAUCUUGGACAAAGGAACAGUCUGAAUUGGACCGCUGAUCAACAUGCAAAACAAUUGUUCGCAGAAUUUACAGAAAACCUAGGAAAAAUUGAGAAAGAAAUCUCGGACAGGAACAACAACCAAGAACUUAGAAACCGAACUGGACCUAUCAAAUUGCCUUACACUCUGCUCCUUCCUACCAGUGAACCAGGGAUGACUUUCAGAGGAAUCCCUAACAGUGUUUCGAUCUAAACAAUGGUGGUUUCCUUUUGUGUUGUGCUUUUACCUUUCAAUAAGAGAUGCAUGCUACAUGCAUGCCUCUCUGUGUGUGUGCUUUUACCUUUCAAUAACAGAUGCAUGUCAUGCAUGCCUCUUGUCUGUGUUCUUGUUUAAGUCGCAUUUGUUUUCUUGCAGCUUUUGUACCCUAAUAAACAGGUUUCCUUUUAUCACUGGAAACCUUGUAAUUUGGCCUUUGAGUUGUAUUAUUCAAGAGUUAUUAUCAUGGAUAUCAUAUUUUUACAUUUUAUGUAA